GUUUGAUCCAGUAGAGGCAGAAAUCCCCAUAGAGACAAGAGAUUCGCACAUAAUCGUUGGAUGGUAUCAUUUUUUCUUCUUUUAUGGUGCUGUAAUCGAAAUUAACAUUUCUCCUCGUUGUAUCAGGACAAGUACAUUCCAAGGGAAACGCUGACCCGAAUUGUGGAGUUAACUGCGGCUACUAAUCCUCUGUUGCUCGAUUCAUUGCUUAUUAUUUUGCUAUUGAGGCGGUUGUCAUGUAGGCCGCAGACGGGAGGAUACCUUGUCAAAUUUAUGGAUACUGCAGCUAAAAACCCUUUCUUCUGAGAAAAUAUUUACUUUGUCUCUUUUCUCAACGUAAAAUUUCAAAGCUGGAUUGUGGAUACAUCGCGGUGCCGAAGGAUGGACGUGGACGCGUGCGCGGCGGUCGACGGCACCAGAAGAAGAUUGGAACCGGACGGGAUUCCAGAAGUCGUUCCGUUGGAGCUUUAUGACUCGGCCAGGGCGAAAAUAGACGCUAAUCUACGAUGGCUUUUCGCAAAAGCGUAUGGCAUAGAUAAUAUCCCAAAGGACUUGAGAGACCCAUUUUACACAGAUCAAUAUGAGCAGGAACAUAUUAAGCCACCAGUGAUUAAGCUGCUUCUCUCCAGUGAAUUAUACUGCCGAGUGUGUAGCCUCAUCUUGAAAGGGGACCAAGUGGCAACUCUACAGGGACACCAAUCUGUAGUGCAGGCACUAUCUCGGAAAGGCAUUUAUGUCAUCGAGAGUGAUGACACUCCUGUGUUAGAGUCUGAUCUCAGCAGUGCACCAAUCAAAAUGAGUGCUCAUAUAGCAAUGAUUGAUGCCCUCAUGAUGGCCUACACCGUAGAAAUGAUCAGCAUUGAGAAGGUGGUUGCUAGUGUGAAAAGAUUUUCUACAUUUAGUGCCUCAAAGGAACUUCCUUUUGACCUUGAGGAUGCAAUGGUCUUCUGGAUUAACAAGGUUAAUCUGAAAAUGAGAGAAAUUACUGAAAAAGAAACAAGAGUGAAACAGCAUUUGCUUGAGUCUCCAAGUCAUCAAAAGUCUCCUUCCAAGUGGUAUUGGAAACUAGUACCUGUCCGCUACCGGAGGGACCAUCUCUCCAGCCGACAGCUUCCUUACUUUCCUUUAUUAGAAGAUCUGAUGAAGGAUGUGUGUGAUGGUGCUGCCUUACUGUCUGUAAUACACUACUACUGCUCUGAGCUAAUGAAGCUUGAUGACAUCUGCUUGAAAGAAGUGACUUCAAUUGCAGACAACCUUUACAAUAUUCAGCUUCUAAAGGUGUUUUCAAACGAGUAUUUGAACAAAUGUUUUUAUCUCACUACUGAAGACAUGCUAUACGCCCCAUUAGUGCUAAAAAAUAAUGUUAUGGUCUUCAUUGCUGAACUUUUUUGGUGGUUUGAGAUUGUCAAACCUGACUUUGUUCAGCCACGAGACUUUCAGGAAGUUAAAGAUGCUCGAGUCAUGCUACAGCCAAAAGGUGUUCGUCCUCCAAUUCCCAUCUCAAAUGCAACAAAGCGCAGCUUCAUGGUGAGCCCAGCCAGUAUGUCCAGUCCCGCAGAGACGCCUCCCUUGAUACAGAAUUGUCCAGAUAUAUGUAACAGGUACUACCUGCACCUUGAAGAGUCUGACUUUCUCAAAAGCAGUUCAGGAGUAAGCCCUUCUCAUCCUUUGUUGCCUUUAAGACAAAAGCAGCAAAAAACUAUACAGAGUGAGGAGACUCCAGGGGUACGCCAUCGUUCUAGCUCUCUUACAAGAGUUGAUGGACAGCCAAAAGGCUCAAUAGUAGCAUGGUCAGACAAAAAACAGAGGCCUUUGUCACAGCCAACUCCAUAUGCCCUUCAUUUUGCCACAGACAGUGAUGUGGAUAUUGCUUCUGGGGACAGUAUAAGUCUAGCCAGGUCAAUAAGUAAAGAUAGCCUAGCUUCAAAUGUCAUCCAUAUGACACCCAAACAACAACCAGCUGGCCCCAGAAAAAUUAAUGGACAGGGAUUAUUAGGGAAUGUCAGCAUUGAAGAUGAGGAUGAAGAAGAGCUUAUUGCUAUAAUAAAGGCAGAAGGAGAACACAACAAUAAUGGUCUUCAUAAUCAAGGAGACCUUGAACUACAGAGUUUUUCCUCAAGAGCUACCAGCCAGGCCACAACUGCCAGGACUGCUCGUACAUUAAAAGAAGAAAGCACUAUAGAUGUGAGACCUGAUAGUUUUUUUUUAGAGCCAUUGAUGCCUGCAAUCUUAAAACCAGCAAAAGAAAAAUUUAUGAAUGUCAACAAAGAGGAAGAGUAUGGUGAAGGAAAGCAAAAAGGUUUAUCUUCUAAGAGGUCAGUGGAUGUACAGCUUCCUUUGCCCCAAAGAAACAUUGUUAGACAUAAGGUAGAUACUGAUUUAAAUCGGACUUUUACUCCAAUUUCCAGCACAGAUUUUACCACUGUAACUGAUCAAGCAAAUUCUGAACCAAGAAUGCCUACACCUGAGAGUGUAUUUGGGCCUUUCAGACAAUCAGCCACUUCUACCAUUGAAGCUGACACCCAUGAGAAAUCAAGUGGUUUUUUCCUACAUUGUUCUGAUUCUCAAGAAAAAAUAUCUAAUGCGAGCCAUGGAAAUAACAGCCCAGGUUAUGUGCCUGAAGCAACUUGGUCUGUGAGGCAAGAUUCUGAUUCAGAAGUUCUUGAUAUGGAUGAAGUUGAUGAAGACCUGGAAUCGAUCAUUGCUCGUCCAACUUCAAAAAAGUACUUUGAGGAUGAAGAGUCUGCAAAGCUACAGGAAGAUAUGAAAGUAAAAGAACAUGAUGAUAAAGAUGGAGCAAGUGGUCGCUCAAGCCCCUGCCUUAGUACAAUCUCCCAAGCUAGUAGUGCAUCCAUGGCAAGUGGAAGCAUUAGGAUGACAAGCUUUGCUGAGCGUAAAUUGCAAAGAAUUAAUAGCCACGAUGCUAAAUCAAGUACAAGUAGUUCACAAAAAACCACUCCAGAUGGUUCUGAAAGCUGUCCUCCACCCUUGACAACGUGGAGACAGAAAAGAGAACAGAGUCCUUCCAGGCAGAGCAAAGACAAUGCCCAUAUUCUAGCAUCAGAGUUGGUACAGCUUCACAUGCAGCUGGAAGAAAAACGAAGAGCAAUAGAAAUGCAGAAAAAGAAAAUGGAAGCGUUAUCUGCUAGGCAAAGACUAAAGUUGGGCAAGGCUGCAUUUUUGCACAUUGUGAAGAAAGGGAAAACUGACAGUAUUCCUCAGCCCUUAAAACCAGACUACUUUGCAAAAGAAGAAACAAAUCUCAGUGAGGAAAAUUUAAUUGUGGUGUCCAAAGAGUCAAGGAGUAAAGAUGGAGGCUCAAAGGAGUAUAAUGAAGAAAUGUUUAAAUGUUCACAAGAGGUACUCAAGGACAAAGAUGGAGUUGAAAACAAACAUACAGGCAGAAACUCGAGAGAAUCUCCUACAUUUGCAGCCUCCAAGGAUAUAGAUAUGAAGGUCAAUUCUACUGUUCUUUUAGAUGACACUGGUGCUGAACUUGACAUUAAUGAGUGCAACCGUUCAAUUGAAAUUUUGAACGAUGCCAUAACCAACAUUCAGCAGCAAAUGAUACAGCUUUCUUUACAACAGGAUCUACUAAUGAAACAAAAUGUCCAGUCUGCAACCUUGCCAUUACCUCACAGUAAACCUAGCCUUCCUGAACAGAAGAUAAAAAUGGCCGUGCAAUUUACUGAGCCACUUUCUCCAACUAGCAAUGGUACUCUCCGUAAACCACCUCGUUUUGGUCAGAGCAGAACUACUCGCUCAAAACCAUCUGAUCUAAAGUUGUCAAAGGAGAGCAAACAACAGAGUGCAUCUCGUGUUAUUACUCCAACUCAAAACUUAGAUAGUGUCCCUCAUUUAAGACAGUUGACAGGCAGUAGAACACCUAAAGUGGAAAAUAAUGAAGCAAGUCCUGUUACACCUAUAGACUCAAAAAGUGAAUCUAUUGAUAAAGAUACUUAUAAAUGUUCAGCUGGACUGAGAAUGCACCAUGAAUCCAAUCACCGAACAUUUUUGCUGUCAGCUAAAGAUGAGAGUAUAAAUUCUGAUCAGUUCUAUAAUGAAUGUGUGUCUAGUAACUUGAAAGAUACGGAACUUAAUUCUUCAGAUGGCUCAGGGAAGGAAAAUAUUCCCUUUGAAGAGUCAUCAAAAAGUAAAACCCAUCUUAUUGAAGUGGAUCUCUCUGAUCUUAAGGCAUCUAGUGAAGAUGGAACUGAUGAUUUAAAGGAUACAAAAGAUUUGACUGGUGAAGGAGAACAGAAGUCCAUUUUAGGAUUUUUCUUUAAGGAUGAUCAGAAGGCUGAAGAUGAAUUGGCAAAGAAACGAGCAGCUUUCCUCUUAAAACAACAGCGCAAAGCUGAAGAGGCUCGCUUAAGAAAACAGCUCCUAGAAGCCGAAAUUGAGCAAAAGCGAGAUGAGGCAAGCAGACCACAAAGGAGGGAAAAACAAAGUGGAAACUCAAAGUAUCAAAAACAGAUGGGGAGAAAAGUUCAAUUUAGCAGGAGAAAGGCUGAAGAAGACAGGAUACGAAAAGAGGAGGAGAAAGCAAGAAGAGAAUUUAUUAAACAAGAAUAUCUGCGACGAAAACAGCAGGAAAUAUUUGAAGAGCAAGGGCUUACCAAACCCAAAGCCAAACCCAAGAAGCAGAGACCAAAGUCUGUCCAUCGAGACGAGUCCCUCAGUGAAACACAGUCCAAGUGCUCUUCUACUCCUGAUAACUUAAGUAGUGCCCAGUCUGGCUCCAGCCUUUCUUUAGCCUCUGCAGCCACAACUGAAGCAGAGAGUGUACAUUCAGGAGGAGCAGCAUCUCAGCGGGGUGAGUCUGUGGAGUCAUUCCCUAUACUAAGUCGAAACGCCAGUAGGAACACGGAGAGGGACUGGGAGAAUGCAUCCACUGCAUCUUCAAUUGCAUCUGUGGCUGAGUAUACUGGUCCAAAAUUGUUUAAAGAACCUAGUGCAAAGUCUAACAAGCCUAUCAUCCACAAUGCCAUUUCACACUGCUGUCUAGCUGGAAAGGUCAAUGAAACACAGAAGAAUUCAAUUCUGGAGGAGCUGGAGAAGUGUGAAUCCAAUCACUUAAUAAUCUUGUUCCGUGAUGCUGGCUGCCAGUUCAGAGCACUUUAUUCUUAUUUCCCGGAUACUGAGGAAAUACAUAAAUUGACUGGCACAGGACCCAAAAGCAUCAGCAAGAAAAUGAUUGAUAAGCUUUACAAAUACAGUUCAGACCGAAAGCAGUUCAAUGUUAUCCCUGCAAAAACUGUAUCUGUCAGUGUGGACGCGCUGACCAUUCACAACCAUCUAUGGCAAGCCAAGCGACCUUCAGUGCCAAAGAAAAGUAGUAAAUGAGACAUUACGAUGGCAGUUUCCCUGGAUGAAAAGCAUUGAUAAUAGCUGUGAUAUAUUUUUUCAGUAAAGAUUUUGAAAAUGCUGUCAUUUUCACAUGUGUCUUUCAUAUUUAGAAGCAUGUGGAAACUAUGGCUCUUAAAUUGUGAAGGCACUGUGUUCAGUGAAGCAAACAUGUCGGAUCUUGAUGCCGUUUAUCCAGGCGUUUUAAAGUGACAUUGACUUUGCAUGUAGCAGGAUUUUUUUUUGUUUUCUAAUCAGUGAAUUUCUUUUUACUUGAAAUAUUUUACUUGGCACUGGGUGUGAAAUAAACUGCAAUUCACAUGGAGUUAACAAAGCUUGAAGCAGGGAUUCCUUGUUCUCCUUGUGGUGCUGUGGAAGAGGGAGCUCUUACUCAGUUACAGAAAAGCACUACUCUUGUUUGUCUAUUGUUAUGGCAUCACGUAAUAAAAAUUCUAGUAAAUACUGCCAACAUGUCUCCCAACUUCUGUCAAAAUGUGCUGCUCAGAAACUAUAUCAGCUAACAAUGAAAAGGGUCCAGUAUAGACAUUUACUUUUAUGGUACUGUCAAACUAAAGUGGUUUGUAGAACAGGCAACUGAUAGUUGCUGGAUUAUGGAAUGUGUGGCACAAAAUCACAGGUUGUAGGAAUGAAGAGCAAAAAUGGUACUUUUUUUAAUAGAAAAAACAGGUCGAAGUGGGACAGAUUAUGCUUUUUCACAGAUUUGUUCUACAGUAUGUAGUAUUUUUUAUUAAAUCUAUGACAUAACAAGGUAUGUUUUGAAGAAAUGGUGUUAGACUAGAUGUGAUCUCCACAGUGAGCACAGUAUUCCUGUAUGAAGGUACACGUUUUAAGAUCACAUUUGUUUUAAUAUUUUUAAUCAUGUAUUGUUUCCAUACCUUCUGUACUUUUUUUUUUUUUUUUUUUUUUUUUUUUUUUUUUUUUUUUGGUUGGUUGAACAAGAGAAUUGACAUUUUAACUUUCUGGUAGUGACAUUUAAUGAUAAUGCUAAUACCAUACAAGAUGGAUUGUGGCCUGAUUACUUUGGAGUUCAGUAGAUGUGCUGCAUAUAAUUUGCUUUAAGAAAAAAAAGCCCAGUUAGCUGAUGAUCAAAAUUAUUAAAAGUUGUUAUAUAGUCAUAUUGUGUGUGCAAAGCUGACACUUGAAAUGCUAUCACAUUUGUCUCAGCAUAUUAAAUUCUCAAUUAAUUCAAUUGGGUCUUUUUUUUUUUUUUUUUUUUUGGAACAACUAAUAAUGAACUUAAAGCAACGCUUAUAACAGAAAAGUCUUCCACAGAAGUUUGCUUCUUUUCCAUGAUGUUAACAAGAAAGGCUAUAGAAUACUUGAGAUAAGUUGCUGCAUUGUGUGUGUAUGUGUGUAUAUAUGUGUGUGUAUAUAAAUAUAAAAAUGUAUAUUUAAAAUGUGGAUAGAGGCUCUGUAAAUAACAAUGAUUGUUUACUAAAGAAUGUUAUUUUAUCACAUUAGGAUCAUUUUCUUUUACAAUACAUGCUUUACAUGCUUGUGCUUUCCUGGUGUAUGUUUGAUAUGAUGAUACCAUAUUUAUUUUAAAGAGAAGCACUGAAAUAAAUAUUACUCGUAAA
This is a messenger RNA of Erpetoichthys calabaricus (reedfish), 6944 nucleotides long. It is a transcript of the gene camsap1b, whose product is annotated as calmodulin regulated spectrin-associated protein 1b. Gene Ontology annotation, molecular function: spectrin binding; calmodulin binding; microtubule minus-end binding. The record is from RefSeq and is a predicted model, not a curated record. Gene Ontology annotation, cellular component: microtubule minus-end. Lineage: Eukaryota; Metazoa; Chordata; Cladistia; Polypteriformes; Polypteridae. The coding region runs from base 382 to 5346 and encodes 1654 amino acids. The transcript has 20 exons. Gene Ontology annotation, biological process: cytoplasmic microtubule organization; neuron projection development; negative regulation of microtubule depolymerization.